Molecule: messenger RNA, 4735 nt
Organism: Ectocarpus sp. CCAP 1310/34
Lineage: Eukaryota; Phaeophyceae; Ectocarpales; Ectocarpaceae
Source: the annotation of a GenBank genome assembly
UGUUGUCCAAGCAGAGCCUCGCGGUCCUGGGGAAGGUCAAGCCGGAGCGAAACAAAAUCAAGAAGAUCGCCAACAUGAACAUCGUCUGGAAGUACUUGGGAAACACGGUGAAGCUGGUGGGGAUAGGGCCGACGGACAUCGUGGACGGUAACGUCACGCUUACUCUCGGCAUGAUCUGGUCCCUCAUCGUGUUCUUCAUGGCCUUAGACCUAGGGGACGCCGGGGACGGCCUGACCGUGCUCAAGAAAAGGAUCAUGGAGUGGAUGACCCGGAGGACGAAAGACUUCCCCGACGUCGAGGUGACCAACUUCACGACCUCUCUCGCCGACGGUCGGGCCUUGCUGGCUGUCUUGAACGACUACGACCCGUCCCAGAGCCCGUACGAGCCUUCCGACAGCCCGGCGGAUAACCUCAAGAGGGCGUUCGAGGAUUUCCAACGCCUGUAUGGCGUCGGCUCUAUCCUAGACCCAGACGACCCCCAGUGCUGCGACGACGAGAAGGCCAACAUCACGUACCUCGCGGAGCUCAUGAAGGCCAUGCCAGAGCACGAAGAUGACGACGGGGAGGGUGGGGGCCGGAGAGGGCGGAAGGGAGUUGGGGAAGCGGCGGCCGUAGUGAACACCCGUCAGGCGGCUAUCAAGAUCUCGGAAGAUUCCUUCCCCGAGACGGUGGUCGGUCGUCUGAGGGAGCUGUGCGCCUUCGGGCCUGGCGACGGGGUGGCUUGUGCGUCGAGGGUGGCGGAGAUGAUGAGGGAUGCUGGGCUCGACGACGUGGUCGAACCCUCCCAAGGCCGCGAAGACGCCUCCAUGAGGGGAGACCCCAUAGUGGUGGGUGAGAAAGCCGGCCCUCCUGGAUCUCCCACCGUACUGUUCUACGCGUCGUACGGGACUGUCGAUGAAUCGUCAGAGGCGGGACCGGCGGAAGGAUCCGGAUCACUUGCGCAGGGCUCCACGAUCAAGAACGACAUUGAGCGCUGGGCGUCCGACCCGCUCUGUCUGACCCCUACCAAGAGACCCUCCUCCUCCUCCUCUUCCUCGCCCAGUCAAGUGGCGGGGAGCCCUAAGGGUGGCGAGCGCCUCGCGGCCAGGGGGUCUGCCCAGGACAAGGCCAACGUGGUUUGCCAGAUAGCGGCAGUGGAGGCGAUGCUGGAGGGGGGGGCGGGGCUGCCGUGCGGGGUGAAGGUAGUGGUCGGGGCUACGCCCCCCCCCGGUUCCGUGUCCGGCGACACCCCUUUGGAGGUGGCGGACCGCUUGGCGGACUUUCUGAGGGCGCACCCGUCGCUGGCCGGCCUGCCGGACCUCGUCGUUGUUUCCGAGCCCGCUGGCUCCCGGCUGGCCCCCGACAAGAACGUUCUCCUCGUAGGCUGCAGGGGCUUCGCCUUCCUCGAGGUAGCGGUAAGCACUUUCGAGGACGGCUCCGGCCACCGCCGCGGAUGCGCGGACUUCGGGGGUCCGCUGAUCGAUCCCGCCAGGGUCCUGGCCAACAUCAUCGCCUCCUUGCACCACCCGGAGACCGGCGAGCUGAGGGUGGAAGGGGUUUCCGAUCUCGCUCCGAAGGAGGGGGGGGCUCUGGCGGAGGGGAUCGGGGGCCUCCGGUACGGCGAGGGGCAGCUGCGGCGGGACACGGGUUACUCUCCGGAGGUGGCCUGCGCAAGGGGGCUGGCGCUCCUGCCCGCGGUAACGGUUACGUCCAUCUCAACGACGCCUCCUAAUUCCUCUUCCGACGGCGGCGGCGGCUCGCUGCUGGGGUCUAGGUUUCCAGCGACGGCGACCGCGGGGAUACACAUGUGCCUUCCCCCGGGGGCCGAGUACGCCUCCGCUGUGCGGGCGUUCCAGUCGCACUGCGCCAAGCUUGCCCCGCAUGGCGCCAAGGUUCGGUUCGACAAGGUUCUCGGCAGGGCCGGCUGGCUCGCCACGACGUCGGGUUAUCCCAUGGUCAGCGGCGUUUGGGCGUCUCUGAGGGAAGCAGACGGCCGAGAGGCGGGGGGUCCCGUGGACGGGGGAGGGAGGGAGACGGUCCUGGCGUCCAACCCAGGUUUUUCGGCCAUCCCGAGCGCGUUUGCGCGGGCCCUCCCCGACUCCACCGUCGUCGGUCUCGGCGUUAACGACCCGGAGUCCAAGGGAGGCUCGGCGAACGAGAGCGUGCUGGUGGACGACCUCAAGGGCUUCGUGCGGAGCGCCGUUUGUCUGGUCCACGGUGUAGCGGAGAGCGGCGGCAAGGAGGGGAAGGCGGGUUCCCCCCCCGGCGGCGUCAAGGAAGGAGCGAGAGAGGAUGCUCCGACUGCCUACUCCAACCGGUUUAUCGACGACCUUGAUCGCCGGAACGCCGUGAACCAGCUGAGGGGGGGAGGGAAGCUGUCCAACGUCUCUUCCCCGGCGGGAUCGGCCAACACAACCCCUAGGGGAACGAAAUCAAGGGGCAUCACUCACAGCGGCGCGGGCGGGAGCCCUGUGAGAUCACGCUCUCCCGCAUCACGCUCUCCGUCCCGAUUCAGCACUCUGGAGCGCAACCUGGAGAGGGAAGGCGGGGGGGGGGGAGCUGGCGGCUUCUCCGCGGGCGGUGUCGGCGGGGGGCCCUUGACGCCCAACACGAAGCAUCCGCUGUCUCCCAACCGGCCACCCUCGAGGGGAGGUGCUGGUGGUCUCGGCGUGAUGACCCCACCCACUCCCGGCGGUAGCGCUGUGAUGGCGGGGGACGAGGACGACGACAAGGUCGGCGGGGGAACGCCGGAGACUGUGCUUGCCGAGAUUAACGAGCUUAGGGCUGACCCCAAGGGAUACGCUGCCAAACUAGAGGCUCUGCAGGAGUUCUACGACAAGGGCAUGUACCAGUCUCCCACCGGCCCUCCGGUUCAGACGACGGAGGGCGUGAAACCGCUUUUGGAGGUGGUGGCGAUGCUCAAGACCACCGAGGCUCUGGCGCCCUUGGAGAGCAAGGAGGGGAUGCAGCAGGCGGCAGCCGAUCACGUCAGGGACCUCGCGGAAACAAGCAGAACCGGACACUCCGGCUCCGACGGCAGCGGCGCCGCGGAUCGCAUGAACCGCUACGGCCAGUUUUUCCAGGUGGCCGGAGAAGUGUGCACAUACUUCGACGCAACGGCCGAGGGCAUCGUGGCCCAGCUGCUUGUUUCCGACGGGGAGAGAUCGAGGCAUAACCGCAAGGCCCUCUUGGCAGCGCACUUCAAGGUCUGCGGCAUCGCCAUCGGCACCCACCCGACCGUGGGGGCGGCGUGCGUGAUCACUCUCGCGGGCGGUUACGGUCCACGGCCCCUGUCAAGAUCGGCGGACGUGGUGUGCGAGGCUGGCUCGGCGCCGUCGGCGGAGUUCAGGGAGGUCCUGGAGAGCAUACCGGUCCCGCAGAUCACGGAGGAGGUCAACAAGUGUGUCAAAGUCGGGAUGGAAGUGCAGCUUCAGUACACUCCGGGCUCGAUCAAGUGCACCUUUGUGCAGGCCUCCGGCGCGCGCAAGAGCAUGGGCUGCAAAUGGGCUUGAUCACGCCCGCCCCAUAUGGUGCUCAGACAAGCAACAAGCUAUGAUAGCUCAGCUUGACCAGUCCCGCCCGUGUGGUGCACAGAAAAGCUAAUAAGUAGGUAGGCUCCCCCCGGAGCACAUAUAUUGAUGUUGUCCGCUGGUCUCUUUGUGGCACCAAGGCCGAGGCGGAGAAAAGCCUUGCCAUUGUACAUGGAGCAACCGCCAGCCAUGAUGUAGAAGUAAAUCAUGUCAUGAUUCCGCGAGCAAAAUCUGAUCAACUCGCAAUGAUCAGUUACUGAAUGAUAGUUUCCCCCGAAAAAACGGUGGAAACCGGUAUAAAUAGGGGACGCAAAUGAAUGGCAACAAGCCCAUAUCCCGUUCUGGGCACAGUAGUAGAUGUGCCAAAAAGCUGAGUCGUGAAAGACUUUAGUCAACCCCCCUACAUGCUGUCUUGACGGUCGGUUCAUUUCCCUUUGUGUGCUGUUGUGGGUGCGGCGGGAGGGGAAGGCUGGUAUUCCAUGAGAGAGGCGAGGGGGAUUUGGCCGAAAAUAAUAACUCCCUGAAUUUACCUUUGCUUGAUUUCUGUUCCUAGAAAUGUGUAUGCAUACAACACCCUUUAUUGGGUAUACGGGAGUAGUUGGGCUGUGACCACGGAAGGAAGGCGUCCGCCUUAGUUGGACCGGCAUGGAUAUCAGAAGGUAACGACAAGAGACCGGAACGGUUUUGAACCCUUGCGUGACUGAAAUCAUCUGACCUGUUUCGGCGUAUCGGCAGAAGCUGGGGGUCUUCGUUCCCACGUGGUUGGACUGGUUAUUGAAGUGCAUCAGGUUGAGCCGGGCUCACAAUCGGCUCCAUGCAAAGUCCUUACAUUUUUUUUUUUUUUAGGGUUUUCAGGCUCAAUCCUGGGCUGGUCAAGUUCAUAGGUUGCAAGAACAUUCUCAAGUUUUAGUUCGAGGUGGUCGUGAACCUGAUUUACCACCAAGUGGCGGGUGAGAGGUACAAGUAGCUCAACCUGUGAAAACAGCAAGGUUCCCAUAAGUACAGUACCAGUAUGCUUAGUACAGUAUCUCAGACUCCCGUUCGACGGUCCGUCACGUGUGCUUUGGCUUAAAACCCCGACGCAGUUGUUGUUCUCAACCUCGACCUCGGCGAUUGAUUGAUUGCUGUGCGCACCCACGGUCUGUGGUUGAACGUCGGGGUGCGCAAGCUGGAAUCCCACCCAUGCUCAUGGCAGGUACUUGAUCGACCUCGUAAGUCGCGAGGGA